AUGCCAGAAGUCAUGCGAGGCAACCGGCCAUAUUCUGAACACAGCCGGACCAGUCCCGCGAGUCCGACAAUAAUACAACCUCCUCUUUCACCACACGCGGUAACAUUGCCCGACGACGCCGUACUCGCCUCUCCCUCCCCCUACUUCCGCCCAACCGGCUUGGAGACAGCACCCCGUCGCAAGAGUUCGACCUACGACGGGCGCCCCGAAGCUUCCGUCUACUACGAUAGCCGCGCAGCUACAAAGCAAGAGUACCGGCGACGCGCUAGCACGCUUGAAGAAUACUACGAUGAAAACCCACACUUGCUGCCUCAGUUGCCUUUCACAUGGCGCCAGGGAUGGAAACGAUGGCGUCUCGGCCUGCUGAUCUUCCUGAUGUUCGCCGACGGGUGCGUUGCGCCCAUCGCGUUAUACUACGCAAUGCGAUACGCAGGGGGCGUGGAGGGCUGGAUUAUAUUCGCAAUAGUGACAACUAUAUGGGGUGGCCCGACAUAUGUCGAGUUUGCGAUCCGGACGCUACGGCUCAUGAAGAAAGAGCGGUUUUACAGACCGCUUGGAACAAGCAGUCGCUGGAGCUUCGACAUCGUGACGUGGGCAAGCGUCAUAUGCAUCACGGCGGUGACAGCUCUCUUCAUCGUAGGUAGCGUGCCACAUAUCGUUUGGCUGCGCGUGCUGGCCAUGCCUGGCCCCGCCAUUCUUUAUUCUUUGGGCGGUGCACUGGCAAUACUAACACUUUUCAACGUUAUAGCGUGGAAGGCACCGUUUCGCAUCAGCUCGACAGCCAAAGGGGAAACGGUUCUUCCUGGGGCAUAUUACUUCGUCGAAGACGUCGUAGCGGUGAAUGCAGGUGCGGGACGCCCAUAUCGGGAGGCGUUGGCGGCGAGAUAUAAGGCCAGUCGUCGGUUCAGGAAGAUGAUGUUGAACCAGAGUUUGUUCUGGUCGAUACCAUCUAUCAUUCUCGCGAUCCCGCUUACCGUUGUUGCUGUUAUACAUGAGGUUCCUGCAACUGUGGCCUAUGGCAUUUGCUGGGGUGUACCGUUCCUUUGGGCGGGUAUAUGGAGUGUCAUAAGCAUUCUGUGGUGCAGAAGAGACAUGCAGCAGGAAGAAGAAGGCUGGGAAGCAGAUCAACGAUCGAUGCUUUAG
Messenger RNA from Alternaria arborescens, 1143 nucleotides. RefSeq lists its product as hypothetical. The record is from RefSeq and is a predicted model, not a curated record. The coding region runs from base 1 to 1143 and encodes 380 amino acids. NCBI's taxonomy places the organism in Eukaryota, Fungi, Ascomycota, Dothideomycetes, Pleosporales, Pleosporaceae. The transcript has 2 exons.